AUGCCCAGGCAUCACGCCUCUGCUAAUGGUUAUACCAACAACAAGAAAUAUGACGAUCACUACUCAGAUCGAGCGGACCUGGAAUCUAAGUACAUCUGGGGAAUGCACGAUCUAGAAGAGGAUGAAAAGGAUGCCCGUUCGUUCUUCAAGCCUUCAAGGGCACCCAUACACAGCCGUUCCCGCCUGGCCAAACAAUUCGCGGCUGCCGCCGGUAUAUUCUUUGUCCUUCUCUACUUAUUUCUACCUCCUCAAACAUACUCGGGAGCCGGAACGGAUUCCUCGUUUGAACAAUACGACAUAGAAACCCUUCGCUACUACGAUCUGAGCGAUAAUGUUGGCACGUCCGUGGGCUGGGAAAGGGAAGAGCGGGUUCUGCUGUGCACACCCCUACGCGAUGCAGCUUCGCAUCUGCCCAUGUUCUUCGCCCAUUUGAGAAACUUCACAUACCCUCACCACCUCAUCGAUCUCGCCUUCCUAGUGUCCGACUCAAAAGACGAUACGGAAACGUUGCUGACCGAGUUGCUUGAGGGGCUACAAAAUGAUGACAAUCCGUCACAACCAUACGGGGAGAUCUCUGUCAUUCACAAAGAUUUUGGCCAGUCGGUCAGUCAGGAUGUCGAAAGUCGACACGGUUUCGCCGCCCAGGCGAGCAGGAGGAAGCUUAUGGCGCAGGCCCGCAACUGGCUGCUGAGUGCAGCACUGAGGCCAUACCAUAGCUGGGUAUACUGGAGAGAUGCAGAUGUGGAGACCUGCCCCUUCACCAUCUUGGAGGAUCUCAUGCGCCACGACAAGGACGUCAUUGUGCCUAAUGUUUGGCGACCCCUCCCCGAAUGGCUCGGAGGUGAACAACCCUACGAUCUGAACUCCUGGCAAGAAUCCGAGACCGCCCUUGCCCUUGCCGAUACUCUCGACGAAGACGCCGUUAUCGUUGAGGGCUAUGCAGAAUAUGCAACAUGGAGACCGCAUUUGGCGUACCUCCGUGACCCCUACGGCAAUCCCGAUGUCGAGAUGGAGCUAGACGGAGUGGGAGGUGUAUCCAUUCUUGCAAAGGCACGAGUAUUCCGAGCUGGUGUCCACUUCCCAGCAUUUUCAUUCGAGAAGCAUGCCGAAACAGAAGGCUUCGGCAAGAUGGCGAAACGGAUGCAGUUCUCCGUCUACGGACUACCACACUAUACUGUUUGGCAUCUUUACGAGCCUUCAGUCGAUGACCUCAAGCACAUGGAAGAAAUGGAGGCGGAAAAGAAGGCACGCGAGGCUCAAGAAAAGGCAGCGCAAGAGCAGGCGAAAAAGGCACAAGCCGAAUUCAAGCAUGUCGACGACCAGUGGGCUAAAGACAAAGAGGGUAUGGCUGGCGCGGCCGCCCAAAAGAAAAAUGGCGAGGGCAAAGGCUACAAAGUCGCGUCCGACCCAGCCGAACCGGACAGCUGA
Messenger RNA from Cyphellophora europaea CBS 101466, 1428 nucleotides. RefSeq lists its product as uncharacterized. Gene Ontology annotation, molecular function: alpha-1,6-mannosyltransferase activity. NCBI's taxonomy places the organism in Eukaryota, Fungi, Ascomycota, Eurotiomycetes, Chaetothyriales, Cyphellophoraceae. The coding region runs from base 1 to 1428 and encodes 475 amino acids. The record is from RefSeq and is a predicted model, not a curated record. The transcript is spliced from 2 exons. Gene Ontology annotation, cellular component: mannan polymerase complex. Gene Ontology annotation, biological process: protein N-linked glycosylation; cell wall mannoprotein biosynthetic process.